GAAGCUACUUGCAUCUAUCGUACUAAUUCCAAUCGGAAAACUCACGUGUUGUGAACAUUCUCACAGCCUCAAAGAUUUAAUUACUGGCAGAUGGUUGAGAAUCUCCAUUGACUCUGCUGCCCGAGACUGUUUGAUGUUACGAGAUUCUUAACCGCUCCCAACCGCGUUUCCUCUUAUUUUCUGCACUAUGCUACAUACACAUCUUCAAGAGUGCAACUCUCCUUUGUUGUCUUUGAUGAUACAGAUACAAUGUCAUUGUUACAACUACAGAACAAUCUUCAAAAAUGGAUAGAACAACAACACAACAUCUAUAUUGUCGCCUGAAAAUCCCUUGUUAAUUGAUACCAUAUUCUUCAUUCACUCUCAGGUCACUUACAUUCCACAGAGACGAAUUCAGAAUACUUCUUUUUCAAGAAAACUUCAAUUCAUAAAAUCCAUAACUUUCCGCCAACAUGUCUGCAGUCUUCGAUUACGAUGCAAAUCUCGCCAAAGUUUUGACUGACCCUGAACGACUUGACGAGAUAUACGACCCAUAUGAAGAUGCCGAAAAUUGUACCACCGGAGAGUCAGAAAUUUUGGCACCCAUAGAAUACCUCGAACGCGGCAACGCCGUUCUUGAAGCUAACAGAAUCGCUAUCAAUAAUACUCCUCACCGAGAAGUUGCAUAUCCCCAUUGGAACAUCCGAUAUGGCAUGGCGAAAGUUCUCACAGAUCUUGGAAUCGAGUAUGAAGGUCAUCACUGGUCUGAAUACAAUCUCUCUUCCAAGGAAGUUGUAAAACCGGAAAACAAGGAAAAGUAUCAACAUCUCCGUUUUGUUAAUGUAGCUCAAAUCUAUGCAUCUGCGAAGAUUGCGACUAUUUUCACCUCGAGCCAAUGGGCAUAUGCGGAUUUUGACAUCCCCGGCGUAGAUACGCCUCGUCUCUGGAAUAGCGAGCUCUUAUUCCAAGCAUGGCGCGAUACUUGUGCCGCACAUUCUUCCCAGAGUGGGGGGAAUAUACAAAGUUUGCAAGCUUUACAGAUGAAAAAGCUCAAGUAUGUCAUCAUUGCUCCAAUCUCCAAUGACGGAACCGCCAUAACAUUAUCUGAUGCACUCAAAAUCAAGGGACUUUCGAUCGAGGAUAAUGAACUCAAGAUGGUUACUUUCGCAUCCAACGACAUUUCCACAGCGAGUGCUGAGUUCAAGAUGUUGAUGGGAACUGCCAACGCAAGACCAGUUGCUAGAAUGCUUACUGAUCAUGCAGAGAGCUUAGGUGCGAAACGAGUGGUGAAAAUUCAUGCUUGUCUACUCAUGCCGGAUUAUAAUUCACCAAUGCUGGCUUUUGAAUUAGCGGGUGAAGACCCUAUCGCUCCCGCUCCCGCUCCCCGGAAGUUGGGCAGAAAGAUCAGUGCCAAGGUACAAAACUUGAUGAAGAAGUUUGAACAUUGAGAGGUGAUUUGGAAGGCGCUAGUCAGUCUUUUGAUGCCCUUGUCUUAUAGUCGUGCGCUUACCAGAAAAAAAACUUUUUAGAUUUUACUAGACAUAUGAAGAAAACCCACCCAAAAUUUGAAAAUUUAAAAAAACAACCA
Molecule: messenger RNA, 1567 nt
Organism: Botrytis cinerea B05.10
Lineage: Eukaryota; Fungi; Ascomycota; Leotiomycetes; Helotiales; Sclerotiniaceae
Exons: 2
Coding region: 453-1427 (324 amino acids)
Source: RefSeq, a predicted model, not a curated record